Dioszegia hungarica is the source of this 765-nucleotide messenger RNA. RefSeq lists its product as uncharacterized. Bases 1 to 765 code for a protein of 254 amino acids. The transcript has 12 exons. Lineage: Eukaryota; Fungi; Basidiomycota; Tremellomycetes; Tremellales; Bulleribasidiaceae. The record is from RefSeq and is a predicted model, not a curated record.
AUGGCAGAACAGACCAAAGCCGAUGGUCCCAGCACCUUCACCCCUAUCCACCCCUUCCAGAUGGAUGAUCCGAAGUCAUGGGGUCAUGCUAUUGGUAUGAUGGACUGGGACAGCGAUAAGAUCGUCUUCUCCAAGCGGUCGCUGCUCGAAUUCCUCAAAUCUAUGCAGGUCACCGUCAACACCAACUUUGGCGAGAUCCAAAAGCUGCCGAAGUACGCUUCCUUUGGAAAGCUGUCCAAGCAGGCCACCGAAGCCGCUGUUGCUGAUCUCGUCGAGGCUGAGAUCAACGACCCCACGACCGACUCCAAAGCCCACCCAUCCAAGUCUACCGUCCCCCGCGGCGGAGCCACCGGCGACAAGCCCUCGCGCAAGGUCGUCGACCCACCAGGGGGCAAGCAGUCUCUCCGAAUCUACGGCGAGGAGUAUGAAGAGGAGGAUGCGCUCUCGCUCGCUCCUGCGCGGGAUGGGAAUGGAGUCGAUGUUGCGAUCGAACAUCUGGAGAGGAUCAAGAUGCACGUCGAGCCGGAGUUUGAUGGGGGUGCGAAGGUGGAGGAUGAACCGUCAGAGGAAUCUAGGUCGUCCAACCCGCCGCCAAACUUCCGCCCGACUCGGAAAGUUCGUGAAGGUCCCGGUGGCAAGUCAACCAUGGGCCAAGCUCUCUUUGGCGGGUACGAGAACGAAACCGAGGAGGACAGGGAGGAAGGGCGGGCCAGCGCAGGCAAGAAGAAGCAGGCGCCUCAAUCUGGUGGCGGAAACUUGUGGUAG